AUUUCUGAACUAACCUUAUUAUAGAAAAAUAGUACAAAAUCUAAAGUCGAUGGUGUAUAGCUGGUUUACAUCCGCGAACCUUGAAGAAGCAGGUGACCAGAGAAGAUUCGAGGCUGUCUUCAGAGAAAAACAGCUCAAUUACAUUCGAGAAAACUGGAGUAUCCUGACGUUCUAUCUCAGAAUCUUGAUCUUAGUCGUGACGGUCUUGCUAGGCAUCAACAGUGAGAAUUCGUCAAUCCUUGUAGUAAGGACCAUCACUCUGAUCCUGCUGAUAUUCUUCCUAUGAGGCUUCCAAAAGGCAGUCGAGAAAUUCGAUUGGGCUGCCAAGUACUCAGGUCCGAUCUUCACAAUGAUCAUUGUGGUUGCAUUCACUGAAAUCAAUGCUUAUCUGUGUCAAUAUAGACUCUAUGAAGGAUUCAUGACCCAAAUCUCAUUAAGCUUCCUGAUGUCAGUGUGCAUGUCCACAAAUUGGGUGUUGGCGACUCUCCUGUUAUUCAUAUCCUACCUUUAUUAUAUAAUCAGGAUGAUGACUACAUUCGAUAGCAUUCCGCACGAACUGGUGAUUGCUCUAGCUGAAACCUGCAUUUUUUACGCCUUAGGGACUUACCUCAACUCCCGAACUCUAUUGAGAGAAGUUUCAGCAAACUGCAAGGCUGAGGAAUCAUCCAAAGAGUUCAAGCAAGUCUUGAAAUGCUUACCAGAUGGAGCCUUGCUUGUAGAUAACAGCAGUAAACUCUGACUGAAGUUCUACAAUCCCCAACUUGUAGAGGAUUUCGACAUUAAUCUGUUUUGCGAACCUGAGAGCGAGUUUCCUGACUUCGCUGACCUUAAAGAUCAAAUCAACCGUGAAUUGUAUAACGCACUUCAGAUAAUCAAAGAAGCAUCUGAAGCUAAAAAGCUAGUACCUAGCGACAUCCAGUGCCCUUUGAGGAAGUUCAAGAUUAUCCAAAAAUGCAACAUCGCGAAUCAGAAUUCCUUCAAAGAUACUAAUUCUCAAAAUGUUGGCUAUAAAAACGACUACACCAAAUUUUUUAAGCGUGGAGGAAACCCUUUGAUGAAGAAGACCCAAAAACUUGGUAAUCCUGAUGAUAUAAGACUGAAUGAGUUCCUUGGCCUUGAAAGACAUAUGCUCGAAAAGCAAAAAGAGAACGAAAGAGAGGGCAAAAUCUCUGUAUACUUCGAUGACUUCAACUUCAUCAAAGGUAUCGAGAUGAUCAAGCGAGAGUUCAUUGUAAAAACUCGUAAAGUUCAUGCAAAUGACCCUAACGAUCCUUAUACUUCAAUGUAUCUUCAUAUUCUGAGUGAUACUACCCAGAUUACUCAACUUGAGGAACAAAAGGCCCAGAACAAGUACCAGAGGCAGAUGCUGGCCAAUGUUUCUCAUGAGUUCAGGACCCCUCUAAACGCAAUGACAUUGAGUCUGACCCUCUUAAGGGGACUGAUCCGUGGGCAUCCAGCGAAGUUCCUCAGAAUAGCUUCAUCAAGCUGAGAUAUUUUAAGAUCCCUCGUUGAAGACAUCCUUGACCAUGCCAAGAUCGAGUCAGGGGUGUUUGAGAUUCACGAACAAGUGUUCAAGUUCAACACACUCAUGGACGAAGUCAGAGACAUCUUUGAGCUUCAGACUCUGAACAAAGGGAUAGAUCUCACCUUCUACAUUGCACCAGAAGUUGACAACUUGUUCAUGAAGACGGAUAAACAGAGAAUAAAGCAGGUUUUGCUCAACCUGAUCUCGAACUCCUUGAAGUUCACAGACAGAGGAGCAAUCCAGAUCAGCUUGAUAAAGCUCGAACCAAGUGAUGAGCGGCCCAUCGGAAGAGAAGAGAGAAAGGAAGAAUCCAAAGAUUGUCAAAGACUCAUCCUUCAGCAUGGACCUGCGAGGUUAGAUUCCCACCUGUCAGAAGAGAGUGUCAAUCAGGAAUAUUCCUGUAGACCUCAUUUGCCAAGAGUCAGCAAAUAUUCAACGUACCCUGACAAUAGAGCUGGCCUCUUAAAUGGUAGAUCAAGUUCAAACUCAGACCGUGAGGAGAAACCUCUAUUUGAGCCAUAUAGAAAGCUAAAGCUUAAAUUAACAGUUUCAGACACAGGUAUUGGGAUCCCGAAGAGCGACCAAUCCUCACUUUUUAAGCUAUUUGGCAAGACUAGCUCCAAUCAUAACCGUAACAAGACCGGUUGUGGCCUUGGCCUUACUAUCUGUAGGAAGAUCCUUCAGAAGUUGGGAGGAGAUAUAACCCUUGAGUCUGAAGAAGGACGAGGAACAAAGGUAACUUCUAUAUUCAAAUGCAUGUAUUAA
Molecule: messenger RNA, 2290 nt
Organism: Moneuplotes crassus
Lineage: Eukaryota; Ciliophora; Spirotrichea; Euplotida; Euplotidae
Source: the annotation of a GenBank genome assembly